AUGCGGUGUAAAGUAUUGCAACAAAAUAUGCCAAGAAGAAAUCACCGUUACCGUUAUCAGCAGGACUACUAUCAUCAGGAUUACUAUUAUCAACCAUGUUGGAUAGAUUGGAUAAUUGUAUCACUGAUGCUUGGUGUUAUUGCUAUAUUUAUCAUAGGUUACUUUAUCUUUAACAGUGAUAGAAAGGCUGAAUUAGCAAAUGCUGAAGCCACUAAGAACUAUGAAAAAAUAAUAUCAAUUGCUGUUAAAAGUUGUGAUUUCGAGGUUGUAAAAUUUUUGAUGGAAAGAAACUUAGUAAAUAUUCAUCGAGGUUCCGGAAAAAGGUUAUUGGGGUAUGCUACAGAAAAAGAGUGCUUGGAAGUUGUGCAAUUUUUAGUAGGAGAGAAAGUUAAUAUUAAUUCUACAAGUGUCAUUGAAAUAGAUAAAAGAACAGUUUUGCACUAUGCUGCAGAACAAGGUAAUUUAGAAAUUGUCAAAUUCUUGUUACAAAAUGGUGCAAAUCCAAAUGCCAAAGAAUUUAGGGAAAAAAAGCCAAGGGAUUUAGCUGUUAUAAUGUUACGGCACAAUAAAAAUAAUAAGCCUUACAGAGAAAUCAUAGACCUAUUAACCGAAGCAGAAAAAAACUAUAACUGGAAAGAGGAUAGAAAUUUUAUUAAAUUAAGGGAUGUAUUGAGAGCAGCAACUGCAGCACCUACUUACUUUGCACCUAAAUAUUUAAAAGUCAACCAAAAGGAAAUGGUAUUAAUAGAUGGAGGAGUUUUUGCCAAUAAUCCAGCAGCAUGUAGCUAUGCAAGCAGCAGAAAGCUAUUUCCUAACGAUGAUGUAGUACUUCUUUCCAUCGGUACUGGCAGAUCGUCUCAUUCCAUUAAAUACCUCAGAUCGAAAAGAUUUGGCAAAAUAUCCUGGAUUAAGCCAUUGAUAAACGUAAUGUUUGCCUCUGGACUAGAUUGUGUAAAUUAUCAGUUAGACCAGAUUAUUAACAAUAGCUAUAUCAGAAUUCAAUCGCAGCUAAAAGUAGCAUCAACGGAGAUGGACAAUACAACAUACGAAAAUAUCAAUUGGAAAGAGGAUAGGAAUUUCAUUAGAUUGAAGGAUGCACUAAGAGCAACAACAGCAGCACCAACAUACUUUGCACCUAAGUAUUUAGAAGUUAAGCAAGAGAAAAGAGUAUUAGUUGAUGGAGGGGUAUUUGCCAAUAAUCCAGCGGCUUGUGCAUAUGCAAACAGUAAGAAACUUUUUCCCAACGAAGAAAUCGUUCUGGUAUCAAUUGGCACAGGUCGGCUAUCUAAUCGAAUAAAGUAUAGAAAAUUAGGAAAGAUAGCAUGGAUAAAGCCCCUAUUAAAUGUGAUGUUUGCGUCGAGUCUUGAUGUAGUGAAUUACCAGCUAGGUAACGUAAUGGACGACAGAUAUAUAAGGAUACAAUCACAACUGACAAUAGCGUCGGCUGAGAUGGAUAAUGUAACACCUAAAAAUAUUAAAUGUCUGCAGCAGGAGGCAAAUGCGAUAAUAGAGGACAACCAGGAAGGGCAAGAAGCUAAAAUUUCAAACGAUAAGCCAAAACCGCUCUCUGAAAUUGUGAUGAAACCUAGCCUAUGCUCCUCUAAAGCAGAAAAUGUCAAAAAAGGAAUAAAAGAAAAAAUAAAAAGCUUAAAAACAAAGAAAGCAAAACCCGUAGAAAAAGAGCUGAAAAAGGGCAACGUGUUCAAAAAAGGCUUCAAAAAGCUAAAAGCAAAAGUAAAAAAAUUAAAUCCAAUAAAGGUUAAGAAAAAUAAGAUCAUUGGAAGCAAAAAGUUAGCGCUUUUACUGACAUCUGCUACAAUCGUGGCAAUUUUACCAACAUUCAGUUUAGCUCCUCUUCCAGCCUUAGCCAUAACUUCUGCAUGUGUUUUCAGUAUUAAUUUUAUUGCAGUCAAGACAUUAAAGAAGUUUAUUAAACAACGCAAAUUAGCAGCAGAAUCUAAAGAAGUAGCAAUUCAAGAAGAAGCUAUAGCUGAAGCAGGAAAGCCGGAAGAAGAAAUUCAAGAUGUAUUGGUCGAAUCAAUAAAAGAAGAACCUAAACAAGCUGCAAAGGAAAUUUAUCACCUCAGACAUCCUAGUAUUCUUUCUUUAUUAGUUCGUGCAGCCUUCAAAGAGAUUAUCAAUAGUAGAUUUGGUACUAAAAUUUUACAUUUCUCUGCAAAACGCGAUCUUUACAACUUAUUUCUAUUCCUUGUGGAAUAUGAUGCUAACGUUGAUGCCGUAAAUAAAAAGGGCAAUACAGUAUUACACGUUGCCUCUCAAUAUGAAUCCACAACAAUAGCAGAGGUUGCUGUAGUUAUGAGCAAAAAUGUUAAUGCUCAGAAUAUCGAUGGCGACACUCCUUUGCAUCAUUCAAUAAAGUAUAAGCACCUUGAUGUUAUGCAAAAGUUGUUACAAUGCGGUGCAGAUAUCAAUCGCCAGAAUCGUCUUGGUGAAUCUCCUCUUCACAUGGCUGUAAAAUAUGCUGACACAGUAACGUUGGGAUUGCUGAUCAAAGGGGACGCUUUUCUUGAAAUUAAAAAUAUAGAAGGAAGUACCCCUCUUCACCUUGCAGUUUCAUUGAAUAAAAAAGAUCAUGUGGAGCUUUUAUUGCAAAAUAGAGCAGAUAUUAACGCAAUCGGAAGAGAUAGUUGUACUCCUCUGCACCUUGCUGUUAUGAAAGGCAAUAAAGAAAUCGUCGAGUUAUUAUUAGAUAGGAAGGCAAACGCUCAUCUGAAAUGUUUUUAUAACUCUGAAGAAGGUUAUACAGCACUGGAAAACGCUGUAGCAAAUCGAAACAAAAAAAUUGUAGCAUUGUUUCUGCUUCAUGGGAUCAUUUUAGAGGGAAUAUACAAAAACCUCGUCAGAAAGGCUCCAUUGAGAGAGAGUGAAAAGAAAACAGAUCAAGAACUUCACUUUCAGGUUUACAAAGAAAAUCUAAAAGUAGUCGAUAUUGCAAAGCCAGUGGGCAAAUGGACACAAAUGGUUAUACUGAAUGAUGGGUUGAUGCAGCGUUUGGCUCAAUUGAUACAAAAAGAAGGCGAUGAGAAGGGAUACUGGCAGUUAUUUGUGAAAGCUCAAGCUUCAACUCAAGGCAAAUAUAAGGGAAGGGGAAGAUAG
This is a messenger RNA of Vollenhovia emeryi, 3117 nucleotides long. RefSeq lists its product as uncharacterized. The transcript has 6 exons. The record is from RefSeq and is a predicted model, not a curated record. Lineage: Eukaryota; Metazoa; Arthropoda; Insecta; Hymenoptera; Formicidae. Gene Ontology annotation, molecular function: protein binding. Bases 1 to 3117 code for a protein of 1038 amino acids. Gene Ontology annotation, biological process: lipid metabolic process.